This is a messenger RNA of Paramecium tetraurelia, 843 nucleotides long. RefSeq lists its product as uncharacterized. The record is from RefSeq and is a predicted model, not a curated record. Lineage: Eukaryota; Ciliophora; Oligohymenophorea; Peniculida; Parameciidae. The transcript has 4 exons.
AUGGUUAAGUUUGUUUAAAUACUAAGUCUGAAGAAUAUGUUAUCAAAGCUCAAUACUUGCAAAGAGACGCUGCUUCGAUAAACUUCAUUCUUAGCUUCCUCUCUAAAUAAAAAUUAGUGUCUCAAUCAAAUUCACUCACAAGAAUUGCAAAUACAACACAAUAAUGAAAUUCUUUAAAUGCUUGAGUAAAAGCAUAAAAGUUUAAAGUCAGAAUCAGAAGCUGAGUACUUCUAAAUUAUGGAAUCAACAUUUAAACUUUUAGAUUAGUAGCUCUAACUAAUAAAAUAAAUUAUGAAAAAGUAAAAUAACAGAAAUUAAAUAAAAUAUUCUUCAUUAAGAUAAAAGCUUCUAGAAAAAGCUGCCAACCACUUUUACGAAAUUUGGUAAUUUGAUUCUGACAAUAUAGCCUAUCUGUAAAAAUACUUGGAAAUUGUUAAAUCUUAUAAAGGAACUUUCAGUGAUCAAUACCUAGAGGGACUAUGCAAAUACGCAUAACACACUCAAGAUUACUAAGAACUGGAAUAAGUUUAUAGUCAAAUUGAAAAGAAUGUUUUUUCAGAAACACAAAAAAUAUGUGCUAUGACUCUUUUUGUACACACACAAGAUGAAGUCUACUAUGAACAUUUCAUUUUAAAUGAAUCCAUUUGUUAGGAUUAAUCAUUUGAAAUUAGAUUUCAUCUUUUUGCCACUCAAUACUUCUAACGAUAGAAUUGUCAUCAUACAACAAAGUAUCACAGAUAAUAAUGUGAAUUUAUGUCAUCCGAACAUUAGAGAUCUAUUGCUUAAAGCAACUUAGAACUUUAAUUGUCAUUCAUGUAGAACAAAAGCAAAUACUAAUUGUGA